This is a messenger RNA of Guillardia theta CCMP2712, 2231 nucleotides long. RefSeq lists its product as hypothetical. Gene Ontology annotation, cellular component: centrosome. NCBI's taxonomy places the organism in Eukaryota, Cryptophyceae, Pyrenomonadales, Geminigeraceae. The coding region runs from base 102 to 2066 and encodes 654 amino acids. The transcript is spliced from 5 exons. The record is from RefSeq and is a predicted model, not a curated record.
AGAUCCAUGCCUUGCUCCCUGUAAAAAGUCCUAACUGUAAAUUAUCUGUCGAAACACUUGUCUCAUCUCGCUGCUACUCCACCUCGCCAACUUCCUCAAGGAUGGAGAAGAUUUUUGCUGAGGUGCAGAAGAGGCCUUUCAGCAUGAAGAAGCUUCCCAAGGAGAGCAUCAAGAACGUGUGGAACAGCCUCAGUCAAGUCCUCUGCAACACUCUGCGGUCAGGAAAGGGGUUGGCGCUGGCGAAUUUUGGGGUUUGGAGUUUUCAUGUUGAUCCGUUAGAUCUUGGAACCCAGAAGAAGACUCUUCGCACUCCUGUCUUCACCCUCUCCGAGAAGUUCGCGCGGCAGUACAACUUGAGAUUCUCCCGGAGACCCUCGAGCAUCAGCGGCUCCAUCCCCGUCCGCGAUCUGAACCUCGUCGCUAUUGCUAACAUGGCGGGAGAGUCCCGAGACACUGUCAGUGACGUGCUCAAGGAUAUUGUCAUGUACGCGGGGGAAGCUGCCAUGUCCGGGGGGUCCAUCCGGCUGGAGUUCUACGGGGUGGGGUCGUGGACGUGCCAGGGAGGAAGCAGCAGAUUCGUUUUCUCCCCGCAGUUCGACGGGAUCUUCGAGAGUCAUGACCGUCCUCGCACGACCCACGGAGUUCUCCCUCCCUCCCCCUCCGUCUUCGCUCGCUCUCGUCCUCGCUCCUCCCGCUGGAUUCCCCCGACGCCUCCCCGAUCUCGUCCGCACAGCUCCGGCGCACUGCAAGAGCAGCAGGCGAUCCUCAGCCCCUCCUCAGACCGUCGCAAGGCCACACCAAGCAGGGAGGAGCUGCAGGAGCAGGCGAACUUCCCCUCGCGCCCGUUUUCCAACCAGAGCGCGAGGAGCGCGAGGAGCGUCGAGCGAGACCUGGUGGCAACUCCGAGCAGCGGCAAGAGACUGAGAAUCUCGCAGCGGGGGGAGGAGGGGGAGGGCGUGCGGGUGGUGCGGGUAGAGGAGCAGGGGCUGAAGGCGGAAGAGCUGGAGAUAGUGAUCCGGAACGGGGAGCUGCUAGUGCUGCAGGAGAGCAUCGGGUUGCAUCGAAACUUCCCACUGAGCAGCAGGGCUGAUGUGGAGAAGAUCGAGGCAGCGAUCAGGCAGAGGACGCUGGAAGUUCGGAUCCCCGACAAGACGCAGGGCCUCCGGUCGUUCUACGACAGUCAGAUUAGAGAGAGGGACGGGAUCAAGAAGCUGGAGGAGGAGGUGGACACCCUCCUGCUGGAGCAGACGAAGAAGAGGAACGAGGCAGCGCUGGAGAGCGAGAAGGAGAUGCAGGACGCCAGGAGGAGGGCGAGGAAGGAGAUUGAAGACUUCAACCGCAAGCUCAUCACUCAGAAGCAGCAGAGGAGGAACGUCUUCGAGCCCGAGUCCUGCGGCUUCCUCCUCUACAACCGCACCGAGGCCAAGAGCAAGUCCCUCCCUCCCCAAGUCCUCCGUUCGCUCCUCGACGCUCAGGUGAGGGACAAGAAGCAGCUGGUGGAGCAGACGAAGGAGGCGGAGAGGGAGCAGGUGAUGCGCGAGACGGAAGAGCUGAGGAUCUCGCUGGAGGAGGAGGAGAGGAAGGCGAGGGAGGAGAAGCGGAACGCGCAGCUGGCAAGGAGGGAGGAGCUCAGGCAGCAGGUCGAGACGCUGCAGCCCCGCCUGCCAGGAGCCUUCUCGGCGCUGUGCAACUUCCCGAGGAGGGACGAGGAGGCUCAGCUGCGGGAGCUCAAGAAGAAGGAGGUGAAGAAAGUCUACGACGAGGUCCUGGAGAUGGUCAACACCCGCGAGAUGCAGAGCAUGCAGCUCAAGAAGACGCAGAACUUGCAGGAGAUGGAGGAGAUGGAGGAGAUCAAGCAGUCCAUCGAGGAGGAGCAGGAGGAGAAGCGCAAGUUCGAUAUCACGCAGAAGCUCACCAACAGAGAGACAUGGCGGAAACAGAUUAACGACAAGCGCGAGAAGGUCCGGUCGCAGCUCGUUCAGGGUCAAUACGCCACGAGUUUGCCGGUGGGCGAGGCUGAGCUGGGGCUGACGCGAUCGAUCCGACCGGAGGUGGUGGCGGCAUGAGGAGGGUGCACCCCUACUGGGAGGUCGAACCACCCCCCUUCUCCUCCACCAGCAAGAUUGAUUGAGUCUCUCUCUUGCUCCAGCUGUCCAUGAGCUGGAGAUGCUCCAGUUGACUGCCAGCUGCUUGUCAUUCUGUUGCUUGUUAGUAGACACAAGUUACCUGAG